AUGCAGCACAUUUUUACAAGUCCAUCGAGUGCAUAUGGAGGGGAGACGCACACAACACAUACCUGCAAUGCUGCCCUACACAACAUGACCACAGUGGAAGCAGCGCAUAUUGCCUAUGGCUGCUUACAGGUUCAUUUCAGUAUCAGCACUAAGAAUGCUUGGUCUGAAAUUGAUGGUGCUUUCAACUACCAGGACUUCUACAACAACGUUGUCAAGCUUAUCGAAGAUUCACCUGAUCUGGAGUGGAAAGAAGAACUCCUCAAAGCUUGGAACAUGUGA
Molecule: messenger RNA, 279 nt
Organism: Suillus subaureus
Lineage: Eukaryota; Fungi; Basidiomycota; Agaricomycetes; Boletales; Suillaceae
Exons: 2
Coding region: 1-279 (92 amino acids)
Source: RefSeq, a predicted model, not a curated record